This is a messenger RNA of Metopolophium dirhodum (rose-grain aphid), 4113 nucleotides long. RefSeq lists its product as uncharacterized. Lineage: Eukaryota; Metazoa; Arthropoda; Insecta; Hemiptera; Aphididae. The transcript has 10 exons. Gene Ontology annotation, biological process: positive regulation of centriole elongation; centrosome cycle; interkinetic nuclear migration. The coding region runs from base 219 to 1619 and encodes 466 amino acids. The record is from RefSeq and is a predicted model, not a curated record. Gene Ontology annotation, cellular component: centriole; centrosome.
CUUUAUAACCGACGUUCGACCAUUGAGAAACUUACUCCGGAAGUCCAAUAUCCGUGAUUUCUUUUUCUAGUGAUGAAAAAUAGUUUUUAUUUUCCUGCCAUUUUUAGUUUACAGAAAAUGUUUAAAAUAAUUUGACUCUUUAGUACAAAUAAAUAUAAAUAAAAAUAAUAAAUUAUGAAAUACAUUUAAAAAUAACAAAAACAUUCUGAAACAGAAUUAUGGCAAAUCAACUUCAAGGAUCGGAUUCUAUGAAUAAAAAGAUAAUUUUAAAAAUAAACUCAGCAUAUGGAUUUGGUUUGGUCAAAGGAUCUAUUGUAAUUUAUGCAACAUUGAAGAACCAAACAUUACAAACAGCUAUAAUCCCGGUCAAUAAAAAUGAAUUGAAAUUUGCCUCAGAUAUUAUAUGGCACAUGGAUAAUGCUACAUUAAAAAAAUUAAAAAUGGAUAAUACAUCUAUAAGAGUUGAGUGCUUUCGUAUUCCAAUAGACAAAUCUAGUUCAAAUGAAAAGCUUGGUUACCUUUUAUUAAAAGUGAAAGGUGCACAAACUAUUAAUCCAACAUCCAAUGAUCGUAUCGAAAAUUUAUCAUACAAAUUAAUAGGAUCAAAAAACUGUAGUUAUGAUCUUAAUUUAUCAUUACUAAUUGAAGACUCAAAUGAUAAAGCUAUUGGAAAAUCACCUGAAAAAAUUAAAUACUCAAAAUGCAUAAAUAAUAAGAAUAAUGGUGAAACUUCUUUGAAAAAAAUAGAAGACAACAAACAUUAUGAAGAAAACAUUGAAGUUGAUUUACCAAAUCCUGAUGUAAAUAUUAUGUUAGAACAAAUAGAUAUUUCACCAGAAAACCAUGAAUACCAAAAUGAAUUACAUUUUGAUGUUGAUGUUCAACAAAAAAACAUUGAAGAAUUAGAAGAAUGGAAAGACAAACAAAUGAUAUUGUUUAAUGAAAAGAUGAAAACGAAAGAAGAACAACUGUUAAAAGAAUUUAAUAAUAAAUGGUCAAAUGAUAGAAAACGCAUUGAAGAGGAACUUGCCUAUGCUAUGUCAAAAUGUAAAGCAUUAGCUAAGGAUUUGGAUAAAAUGUCUGAUAAGUUAAAAGAAAGAGAUGCAAUUGUAACAGCUAAAGAACUAGAAUUAGCCUGUCAAAAAGAUAGUAUGGAUAAUAAAUAUAUUGGACUAAUGUCUUCAAAUGCACAAACAAGUAAUGAGCUAAGUAAAAAUAUUUUUGAAUUGAAAAAAAAAUUGCAUGGAUCAGAAAAAAUUAAUACUUUACUAAGAAAAGAAAAUGAAGAACUGAAGUACAAUAACAAUUGUGGUUUGCAUGUACAAGAGUUAGAGGAAAAAAUUUCUAAUUUAGAGAGUAAUCUUGAAGAAGCUAACAGGUCAUGUAUGUUCUUCAAAGAGCGGUGGAUAGCAUCUGUGAGAAAAAUAAAUCAAAUGUAUACAAAAUUUCAUGGAACUAAAACUGAUGAUCUUUUACUUAACAAUAAACAAAAUAUUCAAAACAUAUUAACUAACCAAUUAGUAGAACGGCAACAUGACGAAGAAAAAUUAAGAACACUUUUAAAUGAUAUAGGUAAAUUACGGCAUGAUAUGACCAACACUAAUUAUUUGGACUUAUAAAAACUUGAAGUAUAUAAAUAAGUAAAUAAUUGGGUACUUAUAUCUAAAUAGAUUAGUAAAAGACACUUUGUAAAUUAUUUUUUGUGGAUAAUCUUAAUUUUAAUAAACUUGUUAUAUGUACAAUAGAGAAUAAUAUAUUAUGUAUAGUAGUAUUUCAGACUUUCAACUAACUAUUACAAAUAAAUUAUGAAUAAUAAAUUUCUUUUAGCAUAGUGUUCUUGUAUUAAUAAGUUAAAUAAGAUAAAAUCCAAGUUUAAAGUAUUAAAAAUACUAACUAAACUACUUUAUUAAUAUUACGAUAAUUUAUUUUGUUAGUAUCAGGAACCUUAUUUUUAACCCGCUGUUAAUUACGUUGUGUGAAGAAGACUGCACUUUUUUACAUAUUGAAUAAAACAUAUACAUUUUACAUUUUAAUCAUUGAUACUCAAUAUAUCAUUUACAAAUAUUAUUAAAAAUACUAUAGUAAUAUUCUAAGUAAAUGUAACAACUUGGCGACCAAAGGUAUUUUUGAUUACUUAUAUUGCCUGCCACGAGCCUCUAUAUAAUUUGUACAUUCCUGUUUUAUUAAAUAUUAUACAUUAACAUAAACCCUUCUGGUUGUCUCAUGUAAAUUUCUGCGUCCAAAUCUCCAUAUAAAAAGGCUGUUUGAACGUCAAAUUGUCGAAGUCGUAAUUGUUCUGCUGCUGAUAUAGUUAAAUAUAGAUCAAAUUGAAUCAAUCUUUAUUACAGGACUAAAAGCUUCAUUAAAAUCAAUACCGAAUAUUUGUCAUACCCUUUUGGUGCUAACCUAGCCUUGUAUCGAUCAACAUGUCCAUGAACAUUGUAUUUUGUUUUGUACACCCAACCACAAUUUACAAUAGUUCUGUUCUUAGGUAAAUUUUUGAGAGACCUUGUUUUGUUUUGUUCAAGUGAUUCCAUUUCAUCGUUCAUUGCUUCUCUCCAUUUUUCUGAAUUUUGUGACUCCACAGCUUCCUUGAAAUUAGCUGGAUCGGAUUUGACUACGAAAAAUGCUGAAUUAUCAUAACGUAAUGGUUUCUUAAUAUUACUUCUGUCUCGCAAGUUGUAAACGUUGACAUUUGACCCAUUUCCUUGUUCAUGUUCUUGAUUUUCAUUGUCAUCUACACUUAUUGAUUCAAAUUAAUUUUCCAUGACUUCUGAUUUAUUGCUGUGUUUUAAUGAGCCGUCUUUGUGUAAGCUAAGAACAUCAAUGUUAUUACUAUCAUUUAAAUUAUUAGAACAUUCUACAAGUUGGUAAUUUACAACACUUUCAUCAUUGAAAAUGACGUCUCUACUAAGUGACACUUUGUUAUUUUCUUUAUACCAAAUAAGAUACCUUUUUGAAGUUUCUGAAUAUCCAACAAAGUAUCCUUUUCGGCUUUUUACAUCCCACUUCUUUCGUCGUUGUUUUGGAACUAAACUAUAUGCAUUUAUUCCAAAUUCUACGAACUUUUCUAUUUUAGGAAGUUUAUCAAACCACAACUCGUAAGGAGUUUUACAUACUUUCCCUGAAUUACCAGUAUAAUUUAAUGAGAAUACUACUAUAUUGACUGCUUCUGCCUGCAGUGAUUUUGGAAAAUUCUUGUUAUAGAUCAUUGUUCUUGCUGCCUCACAAAUAGUCCUCAUUGAAUGUUCAGCUCUUCCAUUUUGUUCAGGAGUAUAAGGUACACUUGUUUCAUGCUUUAUACCAAGAUGAUUUAGAAUUUAUUGAACUUCGAAAUUCUUAUACCCUAAUCCACAGUCACUUCUAAAUUCUAAUAGUUUUAAUAAUGUUUUUAGUUUGAGUUUUAACCAUACUCAGAAUACAAUUUAGUUUUUCUUUAACCUCAGAUUUAUGUUUCAUAAAAAAGGCAUAAGUAUAUUUAGAAUAAUUAUCUUUAAAGACAAUGAAAUAUCUUUUACCUCCUAAUGAAUUCUCUUCCAUACGUCGCUGUGUAGUAUUUGCCCUGGUUCAGUAGUUAUUGUUUCGCUCUGAGUGAACGUCUCCUUAUGCUGUUUGCCAUAGAUGCAUGGUUCACAGAAUAACUGUCCUUGUAUAUCUAUAAAUUGUAUUUCAUUGUGUUUUAAAUACUCACUAACAUGUUUGACAUCCUGAUUAUAUGUUGACGACUGUCUGUCACCAUUGUAAUUCCUUUAUCAAGGCAUACCCCACAAGAAAAUAAAUUUACCUUUAGAUCAGGUAAAUAUAAAAUAUUUUCUAAGUAGCCUUUUAUCCACUUAUUGUCAACAUAAGUAUGAAUAUUUAUGUUACCUUUUCCGACUGCCAUAAUGUGCUUACCAUCUCCAAUACGUACAGACUAAUGUACAUCAACAUUUUUAUAAUCUAUGAACCACUCUUUCGACUUUUCAUGUGGUUGCUCACACCUGAGUCUACAUACCAUUUGUCUGAGUCGUCGAUUUCUUCAAUUUUUCUUUGUACACCAAUAAGCGCCAAACCGGAAGUUGGUUUAUUUUCUUCUUGUUCCUUUUUGAAUAUCCUGCAGUCCCUUUUCCAGUA